CAGUGAAACUCACACAGUUGUUGUCACUGAGAGGUGAAAUGGCGCAGACAGGAGUUCAGCUGGACCAGGAAGACUUCUCUUGUUCCAUCUGUCGGGAUCUACUGAAGGAUCCGGUGGCUAUUCCCUGUGGACACAGCUUCUGCAUGAACUGUAUUAAAAGACACUGGGAUGAGGAAGACCAGAGACAUGUCCAUAGCUGCCCUCAGUGCAGAAAGACGUUCAGACCGAGGCCUGACCUGGUGAAAAACACCACGUUAGCAGCUUUAGUGGAGGAGCUGAAGAAGACUGGACUCCCAUCUUUAGCAGAUUGUACUACUGCACUCAGUCAGUCUACACACUCAUCCAGCAUCGACAUGCAUUCUCUGAGAUACUUUGAGGAUGUGACAGCAGCUGUGUCAGAGGUCAGAGAGAAACUACAGGAGGCCCUGAGGGAAACAUGGACAAACAUCUCACUGACACUGGCUGAAGUGGAUGUUUUACUGUCACCAGCAGAGCCCAAGACCAGAGAUGGAUUCUUAAGAUAUUCAUGUGAAAUCACACUGGAUCCAAACACAGCAUACACACGUCUGUUAUUAUCUGAAGGAAACAGAAAAGCAACAGCAAUUAGUCAACAACAGUCUUAUUCUAGUCACCCAGACAGAUUCACUGAUAGGUGUCAGGUCCUGAGUAGAGAGAGUCUGACUGGACGUUGUUACUGGGAGGUGGAGUGGACAGGGGAAGGACUUAGUGUAGCAGUCGCAUACAAGGAUAUCAGGAGAACAGGGGGCUGGAAGGAAAGUCGAUUUGGAUACAAUGGCAAAUCUUGGGCAUUAAAUUGUGGUCAAAACAGUUAUUUUCUUUGGUACAACAACAUCCACAAUCCUGUCUCAGGUCCUCGGUCCUCCAGACUUGGAGUGUACCUGGAUCACACAGCAGGUAUUCUGUCCUUCUACAGCGUCUCUGAAACCAUGACUCUCCUCCACAGAGUCCAGACCACAUUCACUCAGCCUCUCUAUGCUGGACUUGAGCUUUAUAGUGAUGGAGCCUCAGCUGAGUUCAUUAAACUCAAAUAGACAGAAGUGACUUCAGAUGCAGUUUGUUAAAAUCUUUGUUUUAAAGCUGAAACUUCUUAGUUUUCCAUGUUUGUUGCUUGGAGCCUAAACUGACGUUUGUCCACAUGAAGAUGUAAACUUCUCUGUGCUCUAAAUGUUGGAGGAAUAUUUGUACUGAUGUGUUUGUGUGUUGUUGUGUCUCCUCCAGAG
This is a messenger RNA of Monopterus albus (swamp eel), 1241 nucleotides long. RefSeq names its product tripartite motif-containing protein 16-like. Gene Ontology annotation, molecular function: protein binding. The coding region runs from base 39 to 1052 and encodes 337 amino acids. The transcript is spliced from 3 exons. Lineage: Eukaryota; Metazoa; Chordata; Actinopteri; Synbranchiformes; Synbranchidae. The record is from RefSeq and is a predicted model, not a curated record.